AUGUCAUCCCUUUAUUCAAAGAAGAGCCUCCUUGGGCUGUCUAUCGCGGCGGCUCUUGCGGCGCCUACAGCUGCUAUCGCCUUUGAUUAUGGUGCCACAAAGGUGCGCGGCGUCAAUAUCGGAGGCUGGCUCGUUCUAGAGCCGUGGAUUACGCCCUCGAUUUUUGAGAAUGUUGGCGAUGCCGCCGUAGACGAGUGGUCAUUAUGCGAGACCCUUGGCGCUGACCAGUGCCGCUCCACUCUCAGCGGACACUGGGCUUCCUGGAUCACCCAGGAUGAUUUCACGCAGAUUGCCGCGGCUGGCAUGAACCACGUCCGAAUCCCCAUCGGAUACUGGGCUGUGAACCGAGUUGGCAACGAGCCUUAUGUUGACGGUCAAUUGGAAUACCUCGAUGCUGCAGUGGGUUGGGCCCGUGCGGCGGGACUUAAAGUCAUGGUGGACUUGCAUGGUGCUCCGGGAUCUCAAAAUGGUUUUGAUAACAGCGGUAGGCGAGGGGCAAUCAACUGGCAGCAAGGCAACAACGUCGAAGAUACAAAGAAUGCUCUCAAGCUUCUCGCUGCUCGAUACGCCAGAGACACCGACGUUGUCACCGCCAUCGAAGCCCUAAAUGAACCCAGCAUCCCUGGAGGUGUGAACGAAAGUGGCCUCCAGCAGUAUUACUUCGAUUCUUGGGGUGUCGCUCGUGAGGCGAGCCCCGAGACCGCCGUGGUGCUGCACGAUGGGUUCAUGCCAACCGAGUCGUGGAACGGUUUCAUGAGUGGCUCAACCGGCUUCUACUACGUUAUGAUGGACACUCACCACUACGAAGUUUUCGACAAUGGUCUACUCACGCUCGACACGACUUCCCAUGUCAGGAACACUUGCCAAUUCGUCGAGGAUCACGUCCUCCAUGCUGAUAAGUGGACUGUUGUUGGCGAGUGGACCGGCGCCAUGACCGAUUGCGCCAAAUACUUGAACGGCAAGGGCGUUGGCGCUCGCUACGACGGAACCUACCCAGGCAGCUCGGUGGUCGGUAGCUGUGCCGGCAAAUCCUUUGGUAACAUGGACACUCUGACAGGCGAUGAGCGCACCAACAUCCGCAAGUUCAUCGAGGGGCAACUGGAUGCCUAUGAGAAAGGUAGCGGCUGGUUGUACUGGACCUGGAAGACCGAGGGAGCCCCCGAGUGGGAUAUGCAGAUGCAGCUCGCUGGUGGUGUCUUCCCUAACCCCGUCACCAGCCGUCAAUUCCCCGGGCAGUGUUGA
This is a messenger RNA of Penicillium oxalicum, 1242 nucleotides long. RefSeq names its product glucan 1,3-beta-glucosidase (gene exg1). The record is from RefSeq and is a predicted model, not a curated record. Gene Ontology annotation, biological process: glucan catabolic process. Gene Ontology annotation, molecular function: glucan exo-1,3-beta-glucosidase activity. NCBI's taxonomy places the organism in Eukaryota, Fungi, Ascomycota, Eurotiomycetes, Eurotiales, Aspergillaceae. Bases 1 to 1242 code for a protein of 413 amino acids. The transcript has 3 exons. Gene Ontology annotation, cellular component: cell surface; extracellular region.